AUGGCGCGCCGCAACCCCUUUUUGUUUGCGAUAGUGGUGACUAUCCUGUUCGUGGUGUGCUACGGCUCCGCUCUCGUCGCCCAGACACCUCUCGGUGUCGACAACUUCAUUGCCUCAGCACAUUACGGACGCUUUAAGGAGCGCCACGGCAAGUCCUUCGGCGAGGACGCCGAUGAGGGUCACCGCUUCAAUGCCUUCAAGCAGAACAUGCAGACCGCCUACUUCCUCAACACGCACAACCCGCACGCGCACUACGACGUGUCCGGCAAGUUUGCAGACCUCACCCCCCAGGAGUUCGCCAAGCUGUACCUGAACCCCGACUACUACGCGCACCGCGGUAAGGAUUACAAGGAGCACGUGCACGUCGACGACAGCGUCCUCAGUGGUGCGAUGUCGGUGGACUGGCGUGAGAAGGGUGCCGUGACGCCGGUGAAGAACCAGGGAAUGUGCGGCUCGUGCUGGGCUUUCUCCGCCAUUGGCAACAUUGAAAGUCAGUGGGCUUUGAAAAACCACUCGCUGGUUUCGCUGUCGGAGCAGAUGCUCGUGUCAUGCGACGACAUCGAUGAUGGGUGCAACGGUGGGCUGAUGGACCAGGCGAUGGAAUGGAUCAUCCAACAUCACAACGGCACUGUGCCCACGGAGAAAAGCUACCCCUACGCCUCUGCCGGCGGCACGAGCCCGCCGUGCCAUGACAAAGGCGAGUUUGGCGCCAGAAUCAGUGGUUACAUGUCCCUGCCGCAUGACGAGAAGGCGAUCGCGGCUUAUGUGGAGAAGAAAGGCCCCGUCGCUGUCGCCGUCGACGCGACAACCUGGCAGCUGUACUUUGGCGGUGUGGUCACGCUCUGCUUCGGGUUGUCGCUCAACCACGGUGUGCUCGUUGUCGGCUUCAACAAAAGAGCGAAACCGCCGUACUGGAUCGUGAAGAACUCGUGGGGCACCUCGUGGGGUGAGAAGGGGUACAUCCGCCUUGCCAUGGGCAGCAACCAGUGCUUGCUGAAGAAUUACCCUGUGACGGCCACGGUUGACGACUCCAACACCUCCCACGUGCCGACGACAACGGCCUAG
Molecule: messenger RNA, 1065 nt
Organism: Leishmania major strain Friedlin
Lineage: Eukaryota; Euglenozoa; Kinetoplastea; Trypanosomatida; Trypanosomatidae
Gene: CPA
Product: cysteine peptidase A (CPA)
Exons: 1
Coding region: 1-1065 (354 amino acids)
Cellular component (GO): lysosome
Molecular function (GO): cysteine-type endopeptidase activity
Source: RefSeq, a predicted model, not a curated record